AUCAUCGAUUAGGGUUUAAGGCUCGUUGCUGCUGGUGCAGCCCUCGUUGCGGCUCUUCAGGUCGAGCCUUAAACCCUAGUACAUAGUUUCGGAGGCUUCUCUCAGGCGCCCGUUGGGGUUAUCUCGUUUUACUUGUGAGAACGGCUGUAUAUUUUCUUAGGCUAUUGGUCUCCUUACAGUGAGAGCCCCGUGAUUGAUCUCUGUGGAGGCUUAGGCAGAGAUGGCCCUGGAAGUUAUGAAGGAGUAUUCUGAUGACGAAGUCGACUUGUCAGAGAGCGAGGAGGAGAGUGACGACGAGGAGAAACCCGUGGCAGAGGCGAGAAGAGACGCAAUUUACAACACUGCCGCUCUUCAUGAGAAGCUGGAAGACAUCGGGUGGCCGGAUGGAGUUGAGUGGACUCACUCGCUGACUUUGGAGUAUGAGCACGACGGUCCCGAGAUAGACGUGAAUGAUGACUUGACGCGAGAGAUGUCGUUCUACACGCAGGGGCUUGAAGGCGCUCGGGAAGCGUACCUGAAAUUGCAGGAGUUGGGCAUUCCCUUUCUCAGACCGACGGACUACUAUGCCGAGAUGAUCAAGAGUGACACACACAUGCUGAAAAUUAAGGACAAGCUGCUGUAUCAGAAGAAGCAGAUGGAGGAGGCUGAGGAGCGUCGCAAGCUGCGGGAGGCGAAGAAAUAUGGUAAGGAAGUGCAGGCUGAGAGGCUGAAGGAACGGACGCAGCAGAAGAAGAAAGAUAUCGAGAGUGUUAAGAAAUGGAGGAAGGGUCGAAGUGACUCUGGCUUCGCCGAUGGUGAAGAGCCGUUCGACAUGGACAAUGAGACCAGGCCAUUGAAGAAGCAGAAGAUAAAUGCUUCUCCCUGGGACAGGGCUGGUGGCAAAGGACGCGGUGCAGGUAAUGUUACUAGAGGUGGAAGAGGAGGAAGAGGUGGAAGAGGUGGAGGUCAACGUGGUAGGGAUGCCAGGGAUGCGAAGUUCGGCUAUGGUGGCAGAAAAGGCAUGGCAAAGAGAAAUACCGCAGACUCCACAGCGGACGAAAGUAGCUUUAAGGCCAAUUUUAAGGGGAAAAGCAUGGGAGGUAGAGGAGGCAGAGGCAGAGGUAGAGGUGGUGGCAGAGGCAGAGUUGGGGGUCGGGGAAGAGAUCGGGGUAGGGGUUAGGUCAUAAGUUUUAAGUUUCAGGGACUAGGGUAUUGUUUGACAAAAGCUAGUGUGUUCAAGCUCCAGCAAACAUAUGUUUCUGCAUCGGGAGUUUCAAGGCAGCCCUUCGUGCUUGUGAUAUGGACUAUAUUCUACACAGAUUGCAGGGACUCUACGUUCCUGACUACGGAAUGUGAGUCGUCUGAAGGAGAUGGGGCAGGCAGGUUGUGGUGUAAGCCAGAGGCAAUGCAGCUGAUGAAAUAUGUACGAAAUUUCGGCUUCUAUCUCUGCAACAGUAUCCGUAACCUGGUUAGGUUCGCUUCCUUCUGAGCGGGAUUUCACGCCUUAGCUGUGUUAGUUGUUUCCGCAACCUUAGACAUGACUAUUAUUAUUGGAAACCAAGAGUAGAAUCAAUAUUCUCUUCAUUUAUGGGCAAAGUAAGGAAAUAGCAUGUCGAGAGCAUCUAGUGGAACUUGCAUACCCUGAGAGGAAUUGAGCAUGAAAGUGGUUUGAGUGGUUUUGGGGCAGCAUUGAAUUUGGGAUGCAGUCGAGUUCCAUCUCAAAUUCCCCUUAAUGCAGCUUUUCAAUUACUCGAGGAAGAGAUUAUCUCGAUGGCUGCAUUUUAUCUUCACCAACCAAUUUUGUAAUCAUACGAAGCGGUUUUGAAUCGUUCUCAUCCGUGUUUACUA
Molecule: messenger RNA, 1827 nt
Organism: Physcomitrium patens
Lineage: Eukaryota; Viridiplantae; Streptophyta; Bryopsida; Funariales; Funariaceae
Product: putative rRNA-processing protein EBP2 homolog
Biological process (GO): ribosomal large subunit biogenesis; rRNA processing
Cellular component (GO): preribosome, large subunit precursor; nuclear periphery; nucleolus
Source: RefSeq, a predicted model, not a curated record